AUGCUGAGGCGACCGGGUGAACACGAUGAGCCUCACACGAAGCGGUUAUGGUCCAAGACGGAAACACGUAUUUGGACGAUAACGUUGUUCACCGGCACCAGUGUUCUCUAUGCGUCCCGUGUGGCUUUACCCAUCUGCGCCGCUGCGGUCGCCAAAGAGUUCAACUGGAACAAAACCGACUCGGGUACCGUGUUGUCAUGCUUCUUCUGGGGAUAUGCGAUAACACAACUGAUCGCCGGAGGUUUCGCCGACACAUAUGGCGGUGAGAAUAUUUUGCCCAUAUCGAGUCUUGUAUGGAUUAUGCUCACGUUCUUCACUCCUCAACUCUUUGAUUUCGCUUACUGGAGUGGUUUUCCUCUCGUUAUAUUGUUGCUCACUAGGGUUUUUACCGGCAUUGGACAAGCUUUUCACAUACCAGCAACAGCUUCAAUGGUUUCACGGCAUCUCACAGCUGCCGACAAGGGACGAGUUUUCGGGAUCAUUCUUGCAGGAUCUCAUUGCGGGUUGGUCAUAUAA
Messenger RNA from Cooperia oncophora, 516 nucleotides. The record is from the annotation of a GenBank genome assembly. NCBI's taxonomy places the organism in Eukaryota, Metazoa, Nematoda, Chromadorea, Rhabditida, Trichostrongylidae.